AUGGAGCCCCUCAUGUAUUUUCACAUUUUCAUUCUACAAACUCUUCUCUGUCAAGCAGCAUCCAGCAUGUUUGUGGAGAAGGGACAGAAUGUCCAUCUAGACGUACCAGGAUAUGAGAAAUAUAAAGAGAACAUUACCCCAUUCAUUUCAUUUACCUGGAAGUUUAAUGGAGUAAAAAAUGUAGUAAUAUAUAAUAAACAAGGGCACCAGGCCUUCAUUCCGUAUGUUAGGUUUAGUGAGGUGAAUCUCUCUCUGCUACUGGAAAACGUACAGGAAAGAGACAGUGGAAGUUAUACUGCAGUACUGGGUGGUGAAACAGAAAGAAAAGUUGCAGAAUAUCGGAUAUCAGUUCAAGAGAGACUUGAGCCACCAGUCUUGACAGUGGACUCUGUCUCCUCCAUCCUUGACACCUGUAAUGUGACUGUGACCUGCAGAGGUCAGAACACCACUGUCACCUCCAUCUGUAACAACCACACCUGUUCUCUGGUGGGAGGAGGGAGUAGUGGGGCUGAGACCUCCACUCUCUCCCGGCUCUCUAUCUAUGUGGCAGGGGGCACCAUCAUCUGUAACCACAGCAACCAAGUCAGCUGGGCCAACGACAACAAGAAGAUAGAAUCAAUUUGUGUUUCUGGAGCAGAGGGGACAAAAGGCCGAUAUCUUCUCAUAAUUGUUGUCAUCAUCAUGGUAGUACUCACACUCAUCCUGAUGUAUUUUAUUUAUCUGCGAAAGCAAAGUAAAAGUGGAGAAGGGGCUAUUGUAAACACAGAUUAUGCUUCAGUUGAGGCUUCAGUAAAGGGUGGAGCAGGUGGUGGGGGGCAGGUGAAUCAGUUCUCAGGUCCAGAAUCUCCUACCAUCUACAGUGUGGUGCAACAUGUGAACAGCCCCACCAUGCAGGGAGACCCGCCUGUACAACAAUCUAUGACCCACAAGCCCCCUGAGAGUAUAUAUGCUAGUGUAGAGAAACAUUCCAGCAGACAAUAAUUAGCUAUUUUAACACCAUUUUAGAGUACAGUUUUAGUAGCUGGUUUGCUAUGAACUUUUUAAGGGGCACAUACAGCAAAUGAAUAUGAAACAUGAUUAAUAUAGAAAAAAAUCAUCCAAUUUGGAGCCAUAUUAAUCAUGCUUAAUUAUACAACCCCGUUUCUGAAAAGGAUGCUGUGUAAAAUGUAAAGAAAUACAGAAUGCAAUGAUGUGCAAAUUA
This is a messenger RNA of Esox lucius (northern pike), 1201 nucleotides long. RefSeq names its product natural killer cell receptor 2B4-like. The transcript has 6 exons. Bases 1 to 981 code for a protein of 326 amino acids. The record is from RefSeq and is a predicted model, not a curated record. Lineage: Eukaryota; Metazoa; Chordata; Actinopteri; Esociformes; Esocidae.